GAAUUUGCAGCAGGAGGACAAGUGAUAUUUGAUCUUUUGUUUGUAUUAUCAUAAUGUAUGUAUGGUGUGUCACAAGACGUCUGUUAUGUUUCUAUACGUUGAUCAUGAUCUGCGAUCGUGCGUCAGCCCCUUUUGGCCGAAUCAAUUCAGCGCUUUUUCAUUGCAGCUUCUUUUUGCCGCUGUCGCUGGUUUUCCUUUUUGGCCAUGGUGAUUUGCAAUCUCUUUGCCUCGUCCGGACGGGACUUCUGUCCGUUUUUGCGUCCAAGCUUCCCCUGCAAUUUCUGGCUGUAGUACAGCUCGGCAUCGGUGUCUCCGAGAACCAGAUCGUUGUUGUACACAUCGUCGUCGCCGCCGCCAGUUUCUGCGAUUCGGGCCAAUGAUCUCAAGUCUCCUGUGCUCUUUGCGCAGCGUUUGAUGGGGGUAACCACAAAUUUUGGUCUCUUUUUCGUCUUCUUGGCGUCUCGCUGCUGCGCCGYGCCUUCUGCUUCUUUAACCGCAGAAAGCUGAUCCGUCUCCUGGGCUUUUUUCUUCAUGAUAGCGUCUCGGAAAGAAAUCUUCGAGGCGCUCGACCAAGAAGAUUGGAUCGAAAUGACGGACGGGGACUCCGAUACCAUGACCAUGCUCGAAGAAGCAAGGCUGGCAGCACCAUCUUGGGAUUCGGUUUGGCUGUUGUUUCCAACCAACACCGCCUCGUCGUCGUCGCUGCAUUCUUCCAAAACCGUGCGAAAAUUUGGRGUCGACAUGGCGUGCUUGAGACAGAAAGGUUUGCUUUUGGUCGUGUUGUCAUCGGCAAGCCCGAUCCUUCCUUCGAUCUCUCCUUCGAAUGGCUCCACCACGCGGACGGCAUCUCGUUCAAAGGACGUUUGAAGAGCAGAUUCGCCUUCGGAAUCGGGAAGCAAUUCCCAAUCUCCUUCGUCCUCGGGUGACGGAAUUCUUGAGGGCGAGAGUGCGGGCCACUCCCUUGCACAAGGCACGUGGGUUGGUGGAAUAGCAGUGGUUGGAGACAUGGUUAUUUUUUCUUCUGGGGGUGUAUGAUACUGUUUCUUCCUGUGUUGCUCUGUUUGUCUGCGUGCACGACUUUCAAUUAAUGCUUGCRGAUAUA
Molecule: messenger RNA, 1102 nt
Organism: Pseudo-nitzschia multistriata
Lineage: Eukaryota; Bacillariophyta; Bacillariophyceae; Bacillariales; Bacillariaceae
Source: the annotation of a GenBank genome assembly